Molecule: messenger RNA, 2190 nt
Organism: Populus euphratica (Euphrates poplar)
Lineage: Eukaryota; Viridiplantae; Streptophyta; Magnoliopsida; Malpighiales; Salicaceae
Product: Remorin family protein
Exons: 8
Coding region: 117-1880 (587 amino acids)
Source: RefSeq, a predicted model, not a curated record
CUUGCUUUAAUACCCGCCAUGGAGAGACUCCACAGCACACAUGCCCUUGAACAGCCAAGUAUCUCUCUCUCUCUCUUAGAAUGUGAAGGAGCAGUUAGCGAAGGAAAAAUUGGAGAAUGCCGGAGCUGGUGUACCAAGAGCAGAGCUCGUCGAGAUCAGGUUUUAGAGCUCGAGAUGCAAGUCCUGACUCUGUAAUUUUCACUCUAGAGUCCAACUUCAGUCUCUUCUCUUCUGCUUCUGCUAGCGUCGAUCGCUGCUCUUUUGCUUCCGAUGCUCAUGAUCAUGACUCUCUCGCCUCUGAAAUCUCUCUGCAUUUGGCAGCUGGUCAUGAUCAACAAGAGAACUCUUCGAGUGGUCCAGAUCGAAACAACAGCAAGCAGAAGCAGCAGCAGCAGCACACUCACACCCGUCUCUCCCGAAAAGCAGAAAAAGUUAAAGCUGUUAAAAAAGAAGACAACAGAAUUAGUUCUGUAGAAGACGAUAUUCAUCUCCUGGAUUCUGCAAGAAGCUCCUUUUCUCUCGCUCUCAAAGAGUGUCAGGAGAGGAGAUCGAGAUCUGAAGCGAUCACAAAGAAACCAGACAGGCGGAGGCCUGCGUCACUAGAUCUUAACAAUGUGGUCACAUCUUCUUCGCCGAGAUUGGGUAACAUGAAGAAGAGUAUAGCUUGUUCAUCUCGAAAAUCUGGUACAUUUCCGAGUCCUGGGACCCCAAAUUACCUUAAUCAGUAUCAUUCUAGUGUUGGAAUGCAGAAGGGUUGGAGUUCAGAGAGAGUGCCGUUGCCAAAUAAUAGUAAUAGGCGGCAAGUGAUGAAUGCUACAGGAGCUGCUGUUUUGCCUUAUAAUAAUAAUGGAAGGACAUUGCCGUCCAAAUGGGAGGAUGCUGAGAGGUGGAUAUUUAGUCCUGUUUCGGGAGAUGGGGUUGUUAGGAGUUCGAUUCAGCCUGCACAGAGGAGGCCUAAGUCAAAGAGUGGACCCCUUGGACCACCGGGAGUUGCGUGUUAUUCCUUGUAUUCGCCUGGGAUGCAGGUGUUUGAUGGAGGGAAUGCGGGGAAUUUUGUUGCUGGUUCUCCAUUUUCAGCUGGUGUUAUUGCUGCUGAUGGGUUGGGUAUGAGGUCACAUGGGAGCCAUGGUGUGUCAUUUCCCAUGCGGACAGAGCCUUGUAUGGCUCGUUCGGUUAGUGUGCAUGGUUGUUCUGAGAUGGUAGCUCAGUCUUCGUUGCCAUCACAAGAUGAAAAGCUUGAUGGUGUCAAGGAUGCUGCAACUGAUAUCUCCCGUGUUGUUUCAAGAAGGGACAUGGCCACCCAAAUGAGCCCUGUAGGUAGUAAUCAUUCAUCUCCCACCAGGAAGCCAUCAUUCUCCACCUCCACCCCUUCUGUCCUACCUAUUGUGGAGCUGCAGAGCGUACCUUCCUCUAGAUCUGAGACGAGGGAUGUACAGGUGGAUGAGAGGGUUACUGUCACAAGGUGGUCUAAGAAACACAGAGCCCGUAACCAUGGAAAAAGUUCCCAAGUUGUUGAUGACUGGAGAAAGAAAGCUGCUGAUACUCUUUCAUCAGGUUGGGAUGUUUCAGAGGCUGGAAAGAGCAUUUCAAAGGUCAAAAGAGAGGAAGCCAAAAUCACAGCAUGGGAGAACCUGCAGAAGGCAAAAGCUGAGGCAGAAAUAAGGAAACUUGAGAUGAAGCUUGAGAAAAAGAGAUCGUCAUCUAUGGAUAGAAUUAUGAAUAAGCUGAGAUCAGCUCAAAAGAGAGCCCAGGAAAUGAGGAGCUCGGUGCUAGCAAAACAGGCACAUCAAGUUUCCACGAACUCUCACAAAGUUAUAUCAUUCCGCAGAACCCGUCAGAAGGGUUCCCUGAGUGGUUGUUUCACUUGCCAUGCUUUCUGAUAUCUCAUCCAGCCACAUGUUGGUACACUUUGAUAGAUAUAAUACCUGGUUCAUUAUAUCACAGCCCAGGUCAAAUUGCAGGAAAAACUGCAGCAGAAUAUGGAAGCGUAUAGGAGGGAAACCACCAUUGACACUAUUUUGGUGUCAAUGGAGUUGAGUUGGGGCGUGAAGAACAAUUAUUACUGUUAAGAUUUCAGACGGGACACAAACCCUGGAUGUGACAUUCCUGGUAUCAAAAUCUCCAGGAAGUUUGACUGCUAAACCUUGUAUGCAUGUAUGUAUGUGUAUAUAUCAACGAUUAUUAUUAUUA